AAAAAGAAGCGAGAAUUUUUCUGCGGAUGCGGUUGAUGACUUCCAUCGAUUUUUGCAUAAUUCGGUUUUAUUAUUUAAGUAUUUAGGAGAUAUCAUAAUUAUGUUGAGUUUUCGCUUACUAACCGCACUUGGCUCCACUCGUUCGCAAUCUCUUAACAGUCAAAAUCUACGAUUUGUAGUCAAUAAAUCAAAUGAAUUUACAAUUGCCCGCCGCAGUUUUUCGAAGACCUUAAAGGACGUGGAAAGUGGAAGUGCAACUAAAAAGUCACCGAAUGGCACGUUUAAGUUGACGUUGUUAGGUGCAUGCAUUGGCGCUGUCGCUGGAUCUACAUAUACGCUGUACACACGAAUAUGUGAUAAGAAUUCGCACAAAGAGCACGAGCGAACGCCGCCGAAAGUCAUAGAAUACUUCCCAGCGGACGUGCGCAUCACAAAGCGUUUCACAAAUCCCAACGAUACUUCCGGCCUAGAUAUAGUGCUAUUUCAAUAUCAGACAUGUCCAUUCUGUUGUAAAGUGCGUGCGUAUCUGGAUUACAUGGGUAUCUCCUAUUCUGUUGUGGAAGUGGAUGCGGUGCUUCGACAGGAUAUCCGAUGGUCAGAUGUUAAGAAGGUGCCAAUGGUAUUGAUUCGCCAGCAGGAUGGAAAAUAUGUUCAGAUGACGGACUCCAGUGCCAUUAUUUCCCUUGUCGCUUCCAGCCUCCACGACAAGCGCAUCGACGUGGGUGAGCUUGCUCAAUUCUAUCCACAGAUUUCCUACUUCGAUGAUAAUGGCAAAAAGCGUCAAGAUAUAUUGAACAAAUACUUUCUAAUGUACCAGGAUCGCACACCCAAAAAUAUGACUAGAGAAAUCGAAGAAACCGAACGCAAGUGGCGAACCUGGGCAGAUAAUCAUCUAGUACAUCUUAUAUCACCCAAUUGCUAUCAGACUUUUGAAGAAGCACUGGAGACUUUUGAGUGGUUUGCAUUGGCCGGCGAAUGGGAUAUCCAUUUUCCUAAAUGGGAGCGUGACUUAAUGGUUUAUUGCGGAGCGACAGCAAUGUGGGUAAUAGCUAAGAUAUUGAAGCGACGACAUCAGCUCACCGAUGAUGUCCGCUCUCAUAUGUAUGAUGCCCUAAACAAGUGGACGGCGGAACUUAAAAAGCAAAACACUAAGUUUAUGGGCGGUAAAAAGCCGGGGCUUGCGGAUCUUUCAGUGUUUGGCGUGCUUAGCAGCAUGGAAGGUUGCCAAACAUUCAAGGACUGCUUGCAAAAUACAAACAUUGGUAAAUGGUUUUACGAUGUCAAGGAACUAGUUCAGCAGAAUCGAGGUAAAUUGCUUAGGGAGCGCAUAGUUGGUGUGCCAGCAUUAGCACAGUAAAAAUUAUUAUGUAAAGCAAUUACGCCCAAAGAUUAAAAAUUGUUGA
Messenger RNA from Drosophila navojoa, 1403 nucleotides. It is a transcript of the gene Su(P), whose product is annotated as prostaglandin E synthase Su(P). Gene Ontology annotation, cellular component: mitochondrion. The record is from RefSeq and is a predicted model, not a curated record. NCBI's taxonomy places the organism in Eukaryota, Metazoa, Arthropoda, Insecta, Diptera, Drosophilidae. Gene Ontology annotation, molecular function: prostaglandin-E synthase activity.